AUGUGGUCUAACAAAUUAAAGGAAAUGGAGAAAAAUGCUGAAAUUUUUGAACUAGAAGAGAAUGAUAUUCCCCCUUUGACUGAAUCCCAUCCAGCGUCGCUGAACGAACCAAAUGUUACUUCAUCUGAUAUUUCCCAGUCGUUCUUUGUUAAUUUGCCUCUUUCUUUCUUCCAGUCUGACAUUGCCUCCGAGCCCACAACACUUAUAUCCUGUUUCAAAGAGGGAAUAAAACGCCUCUUGCCAAACAUUCCUCCAACCGGACCAAGAAUGGGAUCAGUAGGUGGUAAUCUCAAGGCCGAUUUCCGAGCUAUCCCAAUCCGAACUUCUCGCCUUCUUCCCUUUUGGCGCCUUGUUUUUCCCGUCACUUUGCUGGGUGUGGGUCAUCAUGUCAUUAGGUCGUUUGUCCAUUUUGGGGUGGUUGCCUACAUGAGACGCGAUCGUGAACCAGAACAACUGGAUGCAGAAGUCAUUGAUUCUGGCGUCAAUCCAAAUGCAUCUCAAACUGAUCAAGCUCUACUAACCUCACAUCGUCGGGAUGCUAUGUUGCAAACUACUUGCUCACUUUUUGUCACUGAUUUGUCAGCUGACAUGGUCUCUUGUCUUGCGGCAGAUGUUAUCGUCUAUCCAUUAGAAACCAUCGUUGUUCGUCUCUGUGUUCAGGGAACUCGAACUCUAGUUGAUAACCUCGAUAGUGGUGAUUCAGUUGUUCCAAUCAUCUCCUCUUUCAAUGGAAUUUUCGACGUUCUCAGAUCAGCAUCAACGUCCCCUUCAGGAUUCCUGGGUCUCUAUCGAGGAUUCGGUUCUCUUCUCCUUCAAUAUGCCGUUCAAAUUGCUCUUCUAGUCGGUGUCAAAUAUGCUUAUGAGUAUAUUCUCUGUAUGUAUAGCAGUCAUAAUCCAGUAGGUCUUCAACAUACUCAAUCGAAUUUACAACAUUCGGCAGGAAUGGCACGUCGAUCUUCAAUUCCCCUUACUGGAGAAUACGACAAUACCACCGCGGGCUAUGGACCGACUUCAUUCUAUUCUUCUACAGCUCCAAAGAUUUUUGAAAACCAACCCAUGCCGACGACAUCAGCGGUGUGGCAGCCUACUCUGGAUUCAGAGAGAUGGAGAUCGUCAGAUCCCAACUUGAACCCCAGUGUAGGUGAUUCCGGACAAAAUUCCUUGACUCGUAAUGCUUUCGCCUUUCGAGGAUUCAAUCCGGACACCUUUAAUCAGCAUAUGCCGUAG
Rodentolepis nana is the source of this 1227-nucleotide messenger RNA. The record is from the annotation of a GenBank genome assembly. NCBI's taxonomy places the organism in Eukaryota, Metazoa, Platyhelminthes, Cestoda, Cyclophyllidea, Hymenolepididae.